AUGGGGACAUUCGUUUCGGCCUUCACCGUGCUGUGUGGGGCCCGAACUGACCUCCCGGACAGGCACGUGUGCUGCGUCUUCUGGCUGAACAUCGCUGCGGCCCUCAUCCAGGUCCUCACGGCCAUCGUCAUGGUUGGCUGGAUCAUGAGCAUCUUCUGGGGCAUGGACAUGGUCAUCCUUGCCAUUUCCCAAGGCUACAAGGAACAAGGCAUCCCCCAGCAGCUGUGAGCCUCAGGAGCCCCUGGGGAUGUCCAGCAGGGCCCUGUGAGGGCUGAGCCAGGCAGCUUCAGGCACAAGGACUUUUACAUGUUCUCUUCUGCCAUUUCCAGAUUUGGGGUGGAAAGGGGGUAUUUUAAAAAAUAUUAUUUAUUUUGAAAAUGCAUCUGCUUUUCUCAGCA
Molecule: messenger RNA, 398 nt
Organism: Otolemur garnettii (small-eared galago)
Lineage: Eukaryota; Metazoa; Chordata; Mammalia; Primates; Galagidae
Gene: STUM
Product: stum, mechanosensory transduction mediator homolog
Exons: 4
Coding region: 1-228 (75 amino acids)
Source: RefSeq, a predicted model, not a curated record